GACUAAUGAUAUAAAUGCCGUACCUAACAAGAGUGCGUUCCGUUAUAUGCUCGCAAAAGUACACUUGUUUCAUUCCAAUUUAUUGUACUAGUGCAAAAGUCUUCGUGAGAACGAACAGACUUAAGUAUAUGUGCUCCUCUCUGUAGGAAUCGAUCCAUUUGUUUACGGAGGUCGUCUGCUAGCUCGACGUUUCGACAGUGUUUUGACGUUUAUGCAUUAUGCUGUAAAAAAGUGCGCUUUUAUGUAAUUAUUACGGGAGAACUGAUCCGCAAUGCCGGGAACAGAAGAUAACUCUACAGAGCUAGGAGAAAUUGAGAAUGUUAGGGUGGUGGUGAGAGUUCGACCUUUGAGCAGCAAGGAGCUAGAUAGCCACUGCAAGAACAUAACAGAUGUAGAUGCAUUAAACAGUGAAAUCACUGUAGAGAAUCCAAAUGCAGCACAGGGAGAGCCACCAAAGGUCUUUUCCUUCGAUGCAGUGUUUGAUACAGAUUCCACACAGGUGGACAUCUAUAACGAGACUGCCAGGCCAAUAGUAGACAAAGUACUUCAGGGCUACAAUGGAACAAUCUUUGCAUAUGGCCAGACUGGCACUGGCAAGACUUACACUAUGUCAGGUGCUAAAACCUCUCCACAGGCUAGAGGAAUUAUUCCAAACACAUUUGCACAGAUCUUUGGGCACAUAGCUAAAGCUGAUGAAAAUCAAAAAUUUCUAGUACGUGCGACGUACUUGGAAAUUUACAAUGAGGAAGUUCGGGACCUUCUCGGUAAAGAUCAGAAUACUCGGCUGGAGGUGAAGGAAAGACCAGACAUUGGUGUAUUUGUGAAGGAUUUGAGCGGAUACGUUGUGAAUAAUGCUGACGAUUUAGAUCGUAUAAUGUCGCUUGGCAAUAAGAAUCGCGUCGUCGGUGCUACUGCCAUGAAUGUAUCUAGCUCGAGAUCUCAUGCGAUAUUUACAAUUACCGUGGAAUCUAGUCAGAUUGGUGAAGAUGGAGAGCAACAUGUGAAAAUGGGGAAACUCCAUUUGGUGGACUUAGCCGGAUCAGAAAGACAAAGUAGAACAAAGGCCACCGGGGUGCGACUUCGUGAAGCCACUAAGAUUAACUUGUCACUGUCCACAUUGGGAAACGUAAUAUCCGCGCUGGUUGAUGGACAAAGUUCUCACGUGCCUUACAGGAAUUCCAAACUGACCAGGUUGCUUCAGGAUUCGUUGGGUGGAAAUUCGAAAACAUUGAUGUGUGCGAACAUUAGUCCGGCAGACAUAAAUUACGAUGAGACUAUAAGUACUUUACGUUACGCGAAUCGCGCAAAGAAUAUCAAGAACCGCGCGAGAAUCAACGAGGAUCCGAAAGACGCUCUGCUUCGUCAAUUCCAAGUUGAGAUUGAACAGUUGCGCAAGCAAUUGGAAGAGAACGGCGCGGAGCUUUCAGAGUCGGAAGAAGAAUCUGAGGAUUCGGAGGAGUCAAGAGAGACGAAGCGAGACAGAAAAGUUCGACGUAGAAGAAGUCAAGUGCUGACGAUGGAAGAAUUGGAAGACGGGGAUACCGAUUCGACGGAGAAGGUCGAUAAAGCUGAGAGAGAUGAUAAGAGCCCCGUGGAUAAAGACGUCAUUGAACUGAAGAGAACUCAGUAA
This is a messenger RNA of Odontomachus brunneus, 1630 nucleotides long. RefSeq names its product kinesin-II 85 kDa subunit (gene Klp64D). The record is from RefSeq and is a predicted model, not a curated record. The transcript has 6 exons. The coding region runs from base 272 to 1630 and encodes 452 amino acids. Gene Ontology annotation, biological process: microtubule-based movement. Lineage: Eukaryota; Metazoa; Arthropoda; Insecta; Hymenoptera; Formicidae. Gene Ontology annotation, molecular function: ATP binding; microtubule binding; microtubule motor activity.